Punctularia strigosozonata HHB-11173 SS5 is the source of this 2738-nucleotide messenger RNA. RefSeq names its product subtilisin-like protease. Gene Ontology annotation, molecular function: serine-type endopeptidase activity; tripeptidyl-peptidase activity. Lineage: Eukaryota; Fungi; Basidiomycota; Agaricomycetes; Corticiales; Punctulariaceae. Gene Ontology annotation, biological process: proteolysis. The transcript has 10 exons. The record is from RefSeq and is a predicted model, not a curated record. Bases 1 to 2670 code for a protein of 889 amino acids. Gene Ontology annotation, cellular component: cytosol; membrane; cell wall.
AUGAAGGCCCGCUAUUUCUCCCCCCUCCUCCUCGCUGGCGCGGCUGUCGCCGUCGUUACGCUCCCGAGCCACCGCACGACCUCGUUGCCCAAUAACGCCAUCCCGAACAAGUUCAUCUUCGAGGUCGCGUCCGUCUCCGAGAUACCCCGCGACCUCCAGGGGCGUUCUCCGCAUGAGGCCGUUUACGACAGCCUACGCAAGCGUGGCGUCGGUUUCACCGUCGACAGGGAGUUCAACCACGAGGGUCUCUUCGUCGGGGCUAGUGUCACUCUGGAUAACGCCGAUGAUGUGAAAACCCUGGUCAGCGACCCGAAGAUUCAGGCGCUCCGUCCUGUCAUCUCCAUCCCCUCUCCGAAGGAUCAGCUGAAGAAGCUUGAAAUCGUCAAGUCCCGUUCAGAUCCCCAUGUUCCGGCGGACACGGAGUCCACCCAUAUUCUCACCGGCGUCGACAAGCUUCACGCAAAAGGUGUCCUCGGCAAGGGAAUCAAGAUUGGCAUCAUUGAUACAGGAACCGACUAUACGCACCCGAGCCUUGGUGGAGGCUUUGGCCCUGGGUUCAAAGUUGCUGGUGGCUUCGACUUCGUUGGCGACGCUUACGAUGGCAGCAACACUCCCGUGCCGGACAAUGAUCCCCUGGAUCAGUGCAAUGGGCACGGAACCCACGUCGCCGGUAUCAUCGGCGCCAACCCUGGCAACGAGUUCAACAUCUCCGGUGUUGCAUACGAAUCGACCAUCUUCUCGUACAGGCUUUUCGGCUGCUCGGGAUCCGUCUCUGAUGACAUCAUCGUCGAGGCCCUUCUCCGCGGUGUCUCUGAUGGCAUGAACAUCCUGACCAUGUCCCUCGGCGGCGCCGACGGCUGGACAGAAUCCUCCUCCUCUGUCGUCUCUUCUCGCAUCUCUGCAACCGGCCGUAUUGUCACCAUCGCCGCUGGCAAUGACGGCGCGUUCGGCUCCUGGUACUCCUCAUCCCCCGGCAACGGCAUCAACUCCCUCUCUGUCGCGUCCAUCGAAAACACUGUCAUUCCUUUGCAGAACGCCACCGUCUCCGGAGACGUCACCCACGACCCGAUAACCUACUUCGCCACGUUCCCUCUCCCUAUCAAUGAUACCCGUCCCGUCUACGCGACGAGCAACGACACCACCGUGGUGGACGACGCUUGCGACCCGCUACCCGACAGCACUCCGGAUCUCUCCAAGUUCAUCGUCGUAAUCCGUCGUGGAACGUGCACGUUCGUCCAGAAGCUCCAGAACGCAGCCGACAAGGGUAUGACCGCCGCCCUCAUCUACGACAACGGCAACGGCUUUGCCGCUAUCACCGUUGACAACUUCACCGCUACCCUGAUCCAGGCUGACGACGGUGCUUUCCUCGUCGAACAAUUCGCUGCUGGCAAGGAAGUGCUCCUCACCUUCCCGCAGUCGGGAGCGGAUACCCAGUUCCCGUCUGACGUCGGAGGCUUGGUAUCGACGUUCACCUCGUACGGUCCUACCAACGAUAUGUUCUUCAAGCCGGCGAUUGCCGCGCCCGGCGGCAACAUCAUCUCGACCUUCCCUGUUCCCCUUGGCUCGUUCGCAGUGCUCUCCGGUACCAGUAUGGCCACUCCGUUCAUGGCCGGUGUCUCCGCACUCCUCUUCGGCGUGAAGGGAACCUCCCCCGCCGUUGGUAUCGCUGCACGGGACCUUUUCCAGACUACAGCGCAGAAGGUUCCUUCUAGCAAGACGGACGGGGACCCACUCCAGACCCUCACCCAACAGGGUGCCGGCCUAGUUGACGCCUUCCAUGCGCUCAACACCCACAUCAUCGUCUCCCCCGGCCAAUUCGUCCUCAACGACACCGCCAACUUCAAGCCUCUCCAGACCUUCACUGUCAAGAACACGGGUCGGACUAGCAAAUCCUUCAAGCUCUCGCACGUCCCGGCUGGCACAGCCACGACCGUCACGGCCGGCGACAUUUUCGCCGCGGACGGACCGGUUCCGCUCACGACGCAGUACGCGUCCGUCAAGUUCAGCGAGUCCUCCUUCACUGUCCGCCCGGGUCAGACUCAGAAGCUCACCGCACACUUCACUGCUCCUAAGGGAGUCGACGCGACGACGUUCCCCGUGUUCUCCGGCUGGAUCCAGCUCACGAGCGCGGACGAGCAGCUUCAGGUAGCUUAUAUGGGUCUCGCCGCCUCCCUCAAGGACAAGCAGAUCGUAGACAACACGGACGAGUUCUUCGGCCUACAGCUCCCUGCCAUCCUCGACACCGCGGGUGAUGUCCAGGUUGCACCCACGAAUUACACGUUCAACGGCACUGACGCGCCGACCCUGCUCUUCCGCUUGGCCUUCGGUACGCCCUUGAUCCUUGUCGAUCUCGUUCCGUCCAACGCGAAGAUCUCUACGACACUGAACCGCCGGGAGGAGCUCGAUCUCCUCCCGAGGAAGUCUUCUUCGUCGAUCAAGACGCUCGGCAACGUGUUCGAAUUCGACUACAGCCCAAGGAACUCCGACGCUUCCGAUGCCGCGGACAACGGCUGGAGCGAGAUCACGCUGACCAACACCUUCGCCAACGGCACGACCAUCCCCAACGGCUCCUACAAGCUACUUUUCCGCGCUCUCAAGGUUACCGGAAGCCCCAAGAAUGAGGCGGACUUUGAGUCGUGGCUGUCGCCAGUCAUCGGUGUCGCCGCAUAAUGCUGACAACCCGUUGUAAAAACCGAUGUAUACCAUCUGUAAACCCAGAUAUAUAUUGAUACUGCACC